Molecule: messenger RNA, 11808 nt
Organism: Bicyclus anynana (squinting bush brown)
Lineage: Eukaryota; Metazoa; Arthropoda; Insecta; Lepidoptera; Nymphalidae
Gene: DIP2
Product: disco-interacting protein 2
Exons: 18
Coding region: 129-4898 (1589 amino acids)
Source: RefSeq, a predicted model, not a curated record
UAAACUCAGUUCAUUGUUGGUUUCGGACAGAAUAUAUUCAAAAUUCAAGAUGGCUAGAUGUUACGAUGGUGUCUUAGACUUUUGUCGUUAACUUUAUUUGCUUUGUGUGAAAAAGUGCUGUUUUCGUCAUGGCUGACUUAAGUGUUGAUAUAUCAAAGUUGCCCGACGAGAUAAGAGACAAGUUGGCUGAGUUGGACUUGGAGUUGUCUGAAGGUGACAUCACACAAAAAGGAUAUGAGAAGAAACGCACCCGACUUCUCGCGCCCUACACGGCGCAACAGCAGCCUCAAGCAGGCAAUCAACUGCCUCGCGGGCCUCGCGGCGACAGUGGCAGCAGCCGCCAGCUCACAAGGAACCGACGGACACAUCGACGGGUCACGCACAACGAGAAGAGAUACCACUCAGAAGUGCGACAGGAGGCAGUCCAGCAGGCGCUCGCUGAAAUGCAGAACAGACCAAAACCAUCGCUCCCAAUGCCAUCGAAACGAACAUCAAUGAUGGCGAAGAGUCCUGACAGAGAAAGACACGAUCUUUCGUCAAGUUCAGACGAAGAUUCGUGUGCUGGAGACUCGGAGCUGCCGCCACCGCCCGAGUUGGGCUCUCCUCCCGCCCGCCGUCCCGCCGCCCCGCACCCCCGCGCCCAUCCGCACCCUCUACCGCAGCUUCACUACCCGAGGGAGAAGAAACAUGCACCCAGGGAAAAGACAGAGAUUGACCUUUCUGAAAUAAUACAUUUACCUACAUAUAUUCAGCCUGACGUAACACACACGACGUCGGGGGCCCGCCGCGGCGGCGCUCACAUCGCAGACCGCGUGCAAUGCUACGCGCAACCUGAGGACACUGGCACCGGCACUGGCAGAUGGAAGGUGUCGGCCAAAAUACAACAACUCCUUAACACGCUCAAGCGGCCUAAACGCAGGCCGUUGCCAGAAUUCUACGAAGACGAUGACAUAGAGUUGGAGAUUGCGGCGAAUCCAAAAGAUCCAAACGCGCCGAAACCAGAAGGCGGCACCAUGACUCCAGCCGUCGGCGAACAGCUUGUAGUACCGGCUGGAUUACCGAGGAACCUGGAAGCAGCUCUCCAGAGAUACGGAACAGCGUCUUUUAAAGCUAAUGUCGCCACGGUACUCGAUCCAAACGGGAAACUCAGUAAUUCACUCACAUUUGGGAAGCUACUGAGCCGGUCGCUGAAAAUAGCGCACGCAGUAUUAAAUAGAACGUUCACAUCGAAAAGCAGUAGCGGCGGCCCACUUACGGGGGACAAUUCAAUUAAGCCCGGCGACAGGGUGGCGUUAGUGUAUCCCAACAAUGACCCAAUCAAUUUCAUGUGCGCCUUUUACGGCUGUCUGCAAGCGGGCAUCGUUCCCGUGCCUAUAGAAGUGCCAUUGACGAGACGCGACGCGGGACUCCAACAAGUCGGCUUCCUGCUCGGCUCCUGUGGGAUCCAGUACGCUCUCACUUCUGAUGCCUGCUUGAAAGGUUUACCAAAAACAUCAUCCGGUGAUGUGGUAUCUUUUCGGGGCUGGCCAUCAUUGCAGUGGGUGUCUACGGAGAAGCUUCCCAGACCGCCUCGGGACUGGAUCCCACCGCCGCGACCUUCAGAAGAUUGUCCAGCGCACAUUGAACAUACGUCCGCUGCAGAUGGAUCGGCUAUGGGCGUCAUUGUUACGAGGUCGUCAAUGCUAGCGCAAUGUCGAAUGCUUUCGGUGGCAUGCAACUACACAGAAGGGGAGCACAUGGUCUGCGUGCUGGACUUCAAACGCGAGACUGGCUUGUGGCACGCGGUACUGGCGAGCGUAUUGAAUGGAAUGCACGUCAUAUUCAUACCGUACGCCCUUAUGAAAGUCAGCCCGGCGUCGUGGAUGCACAUGAUUACAAAAUAUAGGGCGUCAGUAGCGAUUGUCAAAUCGCGUGAUCUUCACUGGGGUCUACUCGCAACACGCGACCACAAGGAGAUCUCCUUGAGCUCUUUGAGGAUGCUGCUAGUGGCAGACGGCGCAAACCCUUGGUCCUUGUCUUCGUGCGACCAAUUCCUUUCCGUAUUUCAAAGUAAAGGUGUACGCGGCGACGCGAUAUGCCCAUGCGCUUGCAGCAGUGAGUCACUGACGGUGUGCGUCCGGCGCGCUGGACGCGGGGGCUCCUCCGCCGGACGGGGCGUGCUCUCCAUGUCCGGCCUCUCCUACGGGGUUGUCAGGGUGGACGCGGAGAACUCACUGACAUCCCUCACCCUCCAGGAUUGCGGACAAGUUAUGCCAUCGUGUGUAAUCGUAGUUGUGAAAAUGGAGGGGCCAGCGUAUCUUUGCAAGACGGACGAAGUGGGUGAAAUUUGCGUACUGUCCGGGGCGACCGGUUCCGGUUAUUGGGGACUGCCGGGCCUGACUAACACCGUGUUCCGAGUGCAACCGCUCGACUCUGACGGAGAGCCGAUCGGUGAAGAGCAUUACGUCCGCAGCGGACUACUUGGAUUCCUUGGCCCUGGUGGUUUGGUGUUCGUGUGCGGCUCGCGGGACGGUCUCAUGACGGUUACGGGACGUAAACACAACAUGGACGACAUAAUAGCCACAGUUCUGGCCGUAGAGCCUAUGAAGUUCAUAUACAGGGGGCGGAUAGCUGUGUUCUCCGUCCGAGUGUUGAGAGACGAACGCAUCUGUAUUGUGGCCGAGCAGCGACCUGACUGCGGGGAGGAAGAGUCUUUCCAGUGGAUGUCCCGGGUUUUGCAAGCGGUGGAUUCAAUACAUCAAGUGGGCAUAUACUGCCUAGCGCUGGUGCAGCCGAACUAUCUCCCAAAGACACCCUUAGGCGGCAUACACCUCAGCGAAUGCAAGCGACGAUUCCUCGAAGGCACCCUGCACCCUGCCAAUGUGCUCAUGUGCCCUCACACUUGUGUCACCAACUUACCUAAACCCAGGGAAAUUCAUUCAGCAGAUGUUGGGCCGGCCUCAGUGAUAGUUGGUAAUCUAGUGCAAGGCAAUCGACUCGCUUCUGCUCAAGGCCGUGACAUGGGAUACACAGAUGACUCUGAUGCAGCUCGAAAGUAUCAAUUCAUAUCCCAAAUACUCAGGUGGCGCGCACAAAGUACGUCCGACCACGUAAUAUUCACAUUGCUCAAUUCGAAAGGCGCCGUAGCCAAAGUUCUUACUUGCGCCGAACUGCACAAGAAAGCCGAGCGCAUCGGUAAUCUGUUAUUAGAGAAGGGUCGCGUCAACACAGGGGACCACGUGGCGCUGAUAUUCCCACCGGGACUUGAUCUCAUCUGCGCUUUCUACGGAUGUUUGUACGUGGGUGCCGUCCCGGUGACCAUAAGGCCCCCGCACCCGCAGAACCUCCACACCACACUGCCCACGGUGCGCAUGAUCGUGGACGUCAGCAAGGCGACGCUAGUCCUAUCCAACCAGUCUGUGAUAAAGCUGCUUAGAUCCAAGGAAGCGAGCAACGUUCUCGACAGCAAAGCCUGGCCUGUCACGCUCGACACGGACGACAUGCCCAAGAAGAAGUUACCUAUCUUAUACAGAGCUCCGACUGCAGAGAUGCUCGCGUAUUUAGAUUUCAGCGUGUCCACGACGGGAAUGCUGGCUGGAAUUAAGAUGUCGCACGCAGCGGUCACGUCCCUCUGUCGCUCGAUGAAAAUAGCCUGCGAACUGUACCCUUCGCGCCACAUAGCCUUGUGUCUCGACCCGUACUGCGGGCUGGGAUUCGCUCUAUGGUGUCUCAGCAGCAUCUACUCGGGUCACCACUCUAUCCUGAUCCCCCCGUCGGAAGUAGAAAUAAACCCAGGGCUCUGGCUGAGCGCGGUCUCGCAAUACAAAGUCCGCGACACUUUCUGUUCAUACGGCGUCAUGGAAUUGUGCACUAAAGGUUUGGGCAGUUCAGUUAAUCAACUCAAAGCGAAGGGCAUCAAUCUGGCGUGCGUGAGGACAUGUGUAGUGGUCGCAGAAGAGCGGCCGAGGAUUAAUUUGACGAACUCGUUUUCAAAACUCUUUUCGGCUCUCGGCCUCAGUCCGCGAGCGGUGUCGACGUCCUUCGGAUGCCGGGUAAACAUAGCCAUAUGCUUGCAAGGCGCGAGUAGUCCAGAACCGUCUACGGUGUACGUAGAUCUGAGGGCUCUGAGGAACGACCGCGUGUCUCUAGUGGAACGAGGCAGCCCACACUCACUUUGUUUGAUGGAAUCCGGUAAAUUGCUGCCAGGAGUAAAAGUGAUAACUGCAAAUCCUGAAACUAAAGGGCAAUGUGGAGAUUCUCACCUGGGUGAGAUAUGGGUGCAGUCACCGCACAACGCGAGUGGAUACUUCACGAUUUACGGGGACGAGAGUGAUUACGCGGAUCAUUUCAGCGCUCAGCUCGUGACGGGGAACACUGGGGAAGUGUACGCGAGGACGGGAUACUUGGGCUUCUUGAGGAGGACGGAGAUCAGUGCGACGGCGACGGGAGGCGACGACACGUCGAUACUGACACGCGACAGUGACACCGAGUCGUUAGCCUCCGCCUGGAGCGUGUCGGGGCUCGGCGCUGGAGACACGCACGACACUCACGACGCCGUGUUCGUCGUCGGCGCACUCGAUGAAACAAUCAUGCUGCGCGGAAUGCGGUACCACCCCAUCGACAUUGAAAACUCAGUCAUGCGGUGCCAUAAGAAGAUUGCUGAAUGUGCCGUGUUCACGUGGACCAACCUGCUGGUGGUGGUGGUAGAAUUGGACGGCAACGACAGCGAGGCGCUCAACCUGGUCCCGCUGGUGACCAACACGGUGCUAGAGGAGCAUCACCUCAUAGUCGGCGUGGUCGUGGUCGUCGACCCAGGCGUGGUGCCCAUCAACUCGCGCGGUGAGAAACAACGGAUGCACUUACGAGACGGGUUCCUUUCCGACCAGAUCGACGCUAUAUACAUUGCGUAUAACAUGUGAAUAGAUAGAGCUCGAUCCCAUGGCCGAUGCACGUCGUUUAGUGAGUUAAAAAAAAUGUGAAUACCGGUUUCUGAUGAACAAAUUAUGUUAAAUCGAGUAGAUAGACACACGCAGCCAUUUUACAGCUCAGAUUUUAAACCUUUUUAAUAGUACAUUAUGAUAUAAGUGCGGUAAGUUGAAGCCGAGGCGAUAUUGCAAGCUCGAGCCGUAAGCGAGAGCUACAGUAAGGAAGCAGAUAAUGUAAUUAUCAAAGCGCACGUAUGUCAUACGACGUUUUAUAACACAUUUGCGAGGAAACACACUUUCUGAAAAUGAUAUUGCAUCUUUGCCAUUUUGAUACGCUUGUCAUUUUUGCACAGAUAGCGAAAUGCGUGCGUUUUUUUUAGGCCAAUGCACCAAAAAAGCCAGUAGUAUUAAUAAAGCAAAUUAAUAUUUUUGUGUUUCUGUUACAGACAAAUGGUUGUCAUUUAUUGACAAAAUUAUUAAAAUGAAAUAAUUAAAUGUUUUUUUAAUAGAUUUUAUCUCACAAAGUUAAUAUUAUCCAUAAAAUGUUGAGCACUUUUCUGCCAUAAAAACUCUUUGCUAAGAUUUUAAAAAGUACCGUUUGUUUUAGACGGAUGAUAAACGUUUAAAAUUACAUUAAAAAUAAAUAAACAACAUUACAUCACAUGUGCGUUUUACUUUACAUUACGUCACAUGUGUGUAAAAUAAAAGAUAUUUUACGAGCAAAUGUGUUAUAAAAACUAUUAAAUUGAACAUGCAUCUUUUGCUUUAUUUUAUAAUAAUAGCACACAUUUUGAAUCGCUAAGCUUUGAAUCACUUAGUUCCUGUUUCUGUGGAAAAUUGAAUUGAUUUGAACUUACAGUAAUAAUUGCAUACGUUAUCUCAUCAUUUUGUUUAACAUAAGCUACAAAGCGUUCUACGGGUUUUUAGAAGUACUGACAACUGAUUCCUAAAAAUAUUAUCUAAUCAUUUAAGUGAUAGUGUUUUUAAGUGUCUUAAUCCAUAUACAUGUAAAAUGGCUCAACUUAGUAUCUAACUACUAGAAAUACCACGGAUUUUGUUCAUCACAAAAUUAACGACGUCUGCUGGCUCUGGAUCUUGGACCAUUAAGAGCAUUGGCGAUGGCCAUAUCGGGUGUUAGAUAUAUCUAUGUCGUUGUCGAUUUAGAAAAACUGUUUGGUGUUUUGAUGUACCCGAUCUGAACGGACCCAUCGUUAACAUCUAAGUUCCAGUAUAUAGACAACACAGAUUACCUAUUCGACUGUUUUAGAGUUAUAUAUUAAUUUUUAUUGCUAAAAUAUUUUGUUACGUGUGUGUAAGGAAAUUGAAUUUUAUAUAAUUUUUUUGUUUCCCCUGGGAUUAUCAUUUGCAAUACUUUUUGAAACUCCUCUCGAUGUUGAUUUAUGUUGUUCAAAGCGAAGCUUUAGAUCUAAGAUUUAUUUACUGAAUAAUUUGAAUGUUCUGGCUCAAAUUCCUGUAAUAUUGGAAAACUUGUUAUAAUUAUGUUGAUGAACAUUUUACUAUGUAUAAAACAUUUUUGUAUUAUUGCAUUUCUAUAAAUAAGUGUACUCACACAAGACUGGGAGACUCAGCCUAUGAACUUUUUUAUUCAAUUUUUAUGGUUUCUUUUUUGGGCAACUCGUCUUGUGUACUAAAAAUGUUAAAUUUAAAAUAAUAUCUGUCAUUCUUAGAAAAUUUUACACAAUACGCAUGAUAUUUUUCUAUAUUUCGGACAAUAACGUUUCGACUGCUUUAUGUCGUUAGACGAAAUCACGUCGCCAGCUAUUUUAUUUAUUAUGGAACGAAUAGCUUGUAUCUCUCACUUUUUAAUGUUUUUUUUUUUUUUAGUGUAAGUAUGUAAUGUACGUGCAUAAUAUCGAUUCGUAAUGGCACAAUAUUUGUUUAGCCGACUUGCACCCAUCUGUAGGCCUAAAAUGCGAUCAUCAUAUCUCGAGACGAGAUAUACAAAUAAAUGUCAAACAAUUUCAGCGGAAUAGAAAAUAUAGCUCUAUCUUUAUAACGAAAGAGAGAGAAAGCUAAUAUUUCAACACCACCGCUAUUGGUCGGCAAUAAAUCUUCUGACAGAUAAAUGACAACUAACAGCAGCGAAAUCUGAAACAUCGCUCUCUCACACUUUUAUUGUGUUGGGAAGAAAGAGAGAGCGAUAUUAGCCGCCGCCGCUAUUGGUCGGUGUCCUUUUUCCCUUCACGAGAUACGUUAAUGCAUGCUAGGUCUACUGGGUUUAGAUAGGACAUGUCUUGACUGGCAGGCUACUGGUUUGACCGUCGUCUUUUAGUUGUAAGGAAACUCGCAUGUCAGGUAUACGGACAUGGGGAUAUAUUCUAGGGAGAUGUCAAUAUAGUCAAUGAGUAUUCAGCAGUGUAUCGUUUUAUAUAAACAAUUGGGUGUUUGACUUAAAUAAUCACAAUUUAUUCACAUAUGUUUCGCUUAUUUUUGAGAGUUAACAUUAUUACAUUAAAUUAAAAAAAACAUACAUACAGCCGAACGUAGAACCUCCUCCUUUUUGGAAGUCGGUUAAUAAAGAUAGCAAAAGUUGUUUGACCUUAAAUAAGUUACCCUAAUAUUUCUGAAGUUAAUAUUUGACUAAUUGAACUCUAUUGAAGUAUUAAUUUUUUGAUGGAUAGAUUUACCUAAAAAUAUGAUCUGACGAAAAAUUAAAUGACUUCAUUUCUCAUAUGGAAAUAGAAUAAGUAUGGACACAAGUAUAGAAAAUAAAAGAGAAAUAUAAUAAUUCCUCAUUAAUACAUAUAAUAUAAUUGAAAAAAUAUUAAAACAACACUACAGAACAUUAAAAAAAAUAUAGUAUGUUUGUUCAUACCGUGUUCUUUAAAAAUAAUUAGAAAAGUAUUGUUAAAAAAAACAUACCUACGUACGAAUGUAGAACCUCCACUUUUUUGGAAGUUGGUUAAAAUCAGUCAAACGCCCAAUUAUAUUGUUGUGAUUAUUGUGAAAAAAGUAAUUUCUAUUGCUAGUUUGUAUGUAAAUGUAAUUUUAUUACCACUGGUAAUAUAUUAUUUUAGUGUUAGCAAUUAAUGAUAAACCAACAAAAUGUACUGCAUUUAAUGUGUUAGUUUCACCUUAUUUCAAAAAUUUACUGUAAAUGUAUUCAGUAUACAGUUUUCUAGUUAUCUGUUAAGCUUUCUUCAAAACGAAAACCCACUUAACAUACCAAUAAAAUAUUUAAAAUCAUUUGUUAAAAAUUAAUUUUUCUAACACUUUAUUUAGACUUUACUUAUAUAGGCAGGAAUAAGCAGUUUAUAGGGAUUAUAUUAUAGAAAAAAAAUCUUCACAUUAUGUUUUUUCCACACGAUCUCUCUUCUUAAUUGUAAUAAAUAUGGUGUAGUAUAUAUGAUGUAUCUGGGUGUACCCUAGUUAAUAGAUUGUAAUGUUGCUCUAAGACUACAUGCAAAUCGGUUAUACCGUGCCGCCUCACAUUACCGUGAAAUCUUUGACCUCUUAUAAUAAAAGGACGCACAAUCAUGUAGAAAAAUUCACUUAAAAACUGGCCAAUUUUGUUUUGACAGCUUUAAAAUUAUUGGUAAAGAUUAUUACACCUAAAGGCCUUUAAAUAUAGUCCAAUAUUCAAUAAAAUCUCAAAUUCAGAGCAAAUUCAACCUUAAGUAUUGAGUAUAAGGUUGAAUUUGCAAAUGCGACUACUUGAAUUGAGUGCCAAGAAGUUGUGUUUGGCACUCACUGAGUGGGGACUUUUUUUGGUCGCUGAUUGUGCAUCCACUUUAUAAUAGGAGAUCGAUGAGUGAAAUACGUAUAUUUAUUAAAAGUGGCGGAAAACAAUGUUCUUAUAUUUAUAUACUUCACAAACUUCACCUUUAUUGGUACAGUGGUGAUUCAAAAAAAUAGGAUCGCCAUUUUUUUAUUAAUUAUUUUAGAAAAAGCGAAAGCUAAGCUACCAUUGAUAUCUGUGCCAAUGAAUAUCAUCUGUAGUAGACGGAGAGCCAGCAUCAGCCAGACCUUCGUCUUUUUAUAAAAGCUUAAAAUUUUGUCAGUUUAUGCUCCUGCUAUAGAUGAGUACCGUGACCUAACUACACUUUGCUUAAUCGCAAACUUUCGCUAGAUACUCUUGAAGUUUCAAAUUAAAUAGGGUUUUUCGAAGGGUAGCCGUGAAGCUAAGUGACUGGGGAUAUAAUUUCUCAUAAUAUUAUGCCGAGGAAAACUAAAAAGAAGAAGAAGGAGGAAAAGAAAAAAAAGAGGAGGAUUGAGGGUCUGGUUCCUUAUAACCUGCUACCUCUCAAAGCCACCACGGUACAAACUCCAUAAUUGGCUACUGUACUUACUUAAGGUACUCCUGGGAGCAUGAGCUGACAAACUUUCAGCUUUUGUAAAAUGACGAAAGUGUGGGGUUCACAGGCUCUAGACUAUAGUAUUUUAUGUUAUUAAUGAAUGUUUAAUCUAAUUCCGAAAAUAUCUCAUUUAUAUUCAUUUAAAUAAUUGAAAUAUUCAUUUAUUAGUAUAUUAAUUUUGUUAAUAAUAAUAAUAUAAAGCAGUUUAUAAUGUGAUUAUAACAUAUUUAUGGCUGCUAGUGUAAUAAGCGCCGGCGCAUAUCUGACGACUCUUCGAUGUGUCACUGUCGACCUUUUAUGACAUCGCUGAUCACUUUUUUUUAAAGAAUAUUUGAAAAAAAGAAAGCGAGGAUCGAACCACCAUCCCUUUGCGAUGAGUCCGACCGCUCUUACCUUUGAGCUAUUAAGGCUAUAAAUCAUUGUUAACUUAUAUUUGAUUUUAUUUUACCCUCAGUAACAAUUACUGUAUAUUACAGCGUCGUUUCAGAUAUGAAUCAGCCUUAAGACUGCUAUUGGUUUGGUGCACCAUUUUAUUUAGAUAAUUAUAAUAAACUACAUAAUUAUGCAUAUUUAUUUUGAAAUUUUAAUGUUGCCAAAAGUCUGUGGGGUCUUUAUUUAAUCCAUGUUGGUUGUUAGUUUUGAUAAUCCAAACUAACGUUAAUUACAAUUAUUUCGUUUUGAUAUUUAUAUACCGGGCUUAUAAAAUAGUGUAUGAUGUACACAUUUCUUUCAUGAAAAGAAUUUACUCGUAGCGAACUAUUUCGAUCUAAGUUUAAUACUUGGACUGCUCCCAUCCAGCCACAUUGUGAACAAUUGAAGACUAAAGAUAUUCCACGAUUUGUGGUAAUGGUUAAAGGAGAUGGUCCAAAAUUGUAUGGAGCCCAGGAUCAGUUAUUGUACCCUGGCGAAAAUAAAAGAAAAUAUUUUUUUAACUAUUUUUGAUUAAACAAAUCUACGAAUUUACUUUAUUUUUUUCGAAAUAGAAAUAUUCAUUCUCUCCCAAGAAAUGCAACAUUAAUAAGUGUAAUAAUGGCGGAUUGAUGACGUUUUCAAUGCAGUAGUCGAUUUGACGUUUACUGCCAAUUGUCAUAUUAUUGUUGCUUUAAGGGCGCCAUCUUGUUAUAACUCGAAAACUUGGGUUUAAAUUUUAUUUAUUUCUUUUUAUUUAGUUAGAUUUAUUCACUUAUUUAGAUUUUAAUAUAAUCCUUGUAUUUUUUUUUAAUUUUUAAUGAUACGGGGUACAAGAGUGGACCUGAAAUGGACCAUCUCCUUAUGCUCUUAACUUAUUCCAUUCCAGUACAAACGAGUAUGUUUUUAGUGACAUGCAGAAUAUUUAUAUAUUUUUUUCUGUAUUGUUAUAUUAAUUUCUCAAGUACGGCUCGUGUCUAUCUCACAAUGUUUUAAAUAAAUAAUAUUUCUUGGAAACCACAAAACAAAACAGUGUUUUUGUUUUUACUUUAAAUAUAAUUUAACUAAUUUAUUUUAAUGGAAGGUGUCAAUUAAUCGCUUUGCAAUUACUCUUAAAAGAAAGCGGGUACUUAGACCUCAUGGCCCUAGUGUUUCCCCCAGCGUUAGUGACCCCAAAUGGCUUUAAAUAAGUAAUCUCUAACGAGAUUGCUGUAUUUGCACCUCUUGAGGUUUGCUCUCUGCUGCAGCAGCAGCAAAUGUGUCUACGCAAGUUGCGUCUCACACCAAAGGCCUACCCAUCUUCAAUCAAUGAAACUAUAGUUUACUUGUAUUUUUCAUAAAAGGGGCCCUAGCCUUAAAAAUGUUAGCAAACCUAAGUGCAUUUUUUUUAUCGUUGCCUUGUUGGAUUAUGUUAUCGAUAGAUACCGCGAUGAAAAAGUUAUUAAUUCAUGAAAGGUUAAUAACAAUAAAAAUAAUUGAAUAUUUUUAUAACCAGAGUGAGAUUUACACUGCUGCAACAUGUAUGGGCUAUUUUACUUUAUUACUCUUUUUUUUUAUUUGUAAUUAUUAUUUAUUGGUAAAUUGUACAUAUAUUUUUGUUGUCUAUUUUAAUUUUUACAAGAUGAUGAUUUUUGUAGCCUUAUAUUAUUUUGGAGUAAAUAUUAGUCAGUGAAUUAGUAAUAGGAGAAAUUAAAUUGAUUUAUAAUAAGAAUAAUAAUUAAUUAUAUUAUGUCGGUAUUCGGAAUUCCUUUAUUAUUAUUUUAUUUUUUACUUUAUAAAAGUAUAAUUUCUAUCGUAUUUUCAAACAUAGUCAUGUUACAACAUAAGUAUAAAAGUAGUUCUAUAAAAUCUGAUUAGUGAACAAAUGUCAUAUUUGUAAUCCUUCUUUAUUAAAGUAAUGCAUAGUAUAUUGGUUCGAGGUCCUGCAGCAACUUUGUUUUCCUGAUUUUUAUCGAAAUUUGUCAAAAUCGUUGUAUAUUCAUGACGCUCGUUUUUAAAAUAGUGUAAUAUUAAAAGUAUGUACGCACAAAAUUGUAAGCAUUUUGGCAACUUUUUGGAUAUUUAUCGUUUAUAGAUGUUUUUUACUUCAUUGUCGAAAAAUGAUCUGUUGGGACUUUGUAACCGCUUUUACAAUUAUUGUGAUUUUUUCUGAUGUAUGAUUAAAUAAACAUGCAACCUGA